Messenger RNA from Colossoma macropomum (tambaqui), 3710 nucleotides. RefSeq names its product protein ILRUN-like. The record is from RefSeq and is a predicted model, not a curated record. Gene Ontology annotation, biological process: macroautophagy. Gene Ontology annotation, molecular function: ubiquitin binding. Bases 120 to 1037 code for a protein of 305 amino acids. Gene Ontology annotation, cellular component: phagophore assembly site. The transcript is spliced from 5 exons. Lineage: Eukaryota; Metazoa; Chordata; Actinopteri; Characiformes; Serrasalmidae.
ACGUACAGGAUCCCUCCGUCCUGCCGCAUGCGUCAUCAGCCUGUGUGUGAAGAUCCAGUUAAAAGGCUUUGAAGCCUCGGGGUAGAUUUUUAGAGAGGAUUCCCCUCUGCUGUCCCGCAAUGGAGGCCAUGGAGACGGACAUGGAUCUGGAUCUGGUGCAGAAAUUCAGCUGCAUGGGCACGACGGACAAGGACAUUUUAAUCACCGAGUUUCAGAGGCUGCUCGGGUUUCAGCUCAAUCCCGCCGGCUGCGCCUUUUUCUUGGACAUGACGAACUGGAACCUGCAGGCUGCGAUUGGAGCUUAUUAUGACUUUGAGAGCCCCAGCAUUACAGCUCCAUCGAUGUCUUUUGUGAAAGAUGUGACUAUUGGAGAAGGAGAGUCCAUUCCACCAGAUACACCUUUUACCAAGACCUGGAGGAUACAAAACACAGGUUCAGAAUCCUGGCCACCGGGAGUGUGUCUAAAGUACAUUGGCGGGGAUCAGUUUGGCCAUGUCAACUUUGUAAUGGUACGUUCACUGGACCCUCAGGAGAUGUAUGAUGUCAGUGUGCAGAUGCGCAGUCCUGUUGCUCCAGGAAUGUACCAGGGACAGUGGAGGAUGUGCACAGCCACGGGACUCUUCUACGGAGAUAUUAUAUGGGUGAUCCUGAGUGUGGAGGUCGGGGGCCUCCUGGGUGUGACGCAGCAACUGUCCUCCUUCCAAGCCGAGUUUAACAUGCAGCCUAACCGCGACGUCCAGAAAGACUACAACCCCUUCGCCUCCCCACAGAAGAACAAGCAGAGUGGUGACCAUGGCAACAGUCUCCCAGAUGGCGGCCUUAAAGACCCAAUGCAAACAGAACAGAAUGGACUGUCGAAUAGCUCUGUAACUUUAGCACCAGACAACAUGCAAAACAACUCAUCAGUAGUUUCAUAUGAUCAGAUGGAUCUACUCCCAAUUUCUUUUUUUUUUAUCCUCAUCAGCAUUAGCAUGGAUAUGUACGUGAGUAUGUCCCAGAGUAGGCCCCAUAUUUUGCAUUUCUAUUGUUUUCCAUGAAGUUAUGUGGUAAAAAGUUAGAUAUUUAAGUGGUUAAAGUAUGUACACCUUACAUGUAUGGAUGUACUGAUUCACAAAAUUCAUACAUAAAAUACAGCGUUGUCUCAAUUCAAUGUUUUUUGAUACAGCAGAAAUAGGGAGUCCUUGAAAAUCAGCCUUACGUUAAUGUUUUCAUUUUUGGUUCAUUAGAGCAUCCAGCAUUAUGAAAGUACAGCAUAUUAUAAUAAUGUGCUAAACACAACCUAAUUUAUGCUUAUGAGGAGGGUGCUUUUCCUCCUUGCUCUCAAUAUUGAGGUAAGAAGGAAGCGAUACUGUAAGAGGAGGGAGGGUCUGUCCUCAUUGUGGGCUUGUUUAAUUAUUAUUUUGCAACAUGCAGUAUAAUCAGUAUCAAAAUGAGUUUGUUGAAUGUAUUGUUCAGUACAUGUGUGUUGAAUUGAGAGGCUUGUAUUGAAAGAUAUACAAGAAUACAAUAUGUUGUGUUGUUUCACUCCUAAUUGCAAGUUCUUCUAACUGAAGAUGUUCUCUCUCUGUUUAUUUCAGCAGCCUACGUAUGGACCAUACCCGUUUGGAGAUUCUUAAAGCAAGAUGUUGAUCAUUCAGUAAUGAAUGAAACUGUGGCCUUGUGCUCACUCUGUCUGGAGGGAGAAGCAUAACGCAGAAUUCUUAAAGACACUUUGACGAACUGACUUCCCCUCCCGCCCCCCUGGCACCAUCAUCAUUAUAAUGACCAGGAUUUUGUUAUUUAGAGUUUUUAUACCCAGGGAUUUAAUAGCGGCCCCCCUGAGUAUGCAUGUGUGAAUGCUAAUUUAAGAGGAGUGCUUGUAGAAUCAAUUUUUAAGAGAAUUUUAUGAGGGAGGGGAAAAACUUCCUUUUCUUUGUUUUAUUUGACACUUUUAAUGGGAAUUCCAGCCUUUCAAUUCAAUCACUGAGAUGUAAACAAAGUUGUUUGGUGUGGUUUGAUAUUUUUUUUUGUUUUUUAAACAGUUUAAUUUACUAUUUAAAACCAUUGAUGAACGUAAACGUGUCGUCUGACUUUUUAUGUGUUCAUACUGAUGAUGGUAAAAUAGGAAGGAAUCGUUUUUCUUUGGGGACUAUUUUGGCUCAUAACACUGUGCAUGUACCACUCCACCACAAAUGGAUUUUUAAAAAAUAUGUUUUAGGCCAAAAUCUUGGUACAACUUUACAAUAAGACUGUCCUUAAAAAGGGUUUAUGAAUGGUUUAAAAGUAAUUUAGUUUAGUUUGUAUAGCAUAGUUGGUUAUAUCAAUGCCCUCCACAAGGCAGACUGGGGUUCAAUUGCCCUUGCCCUGGCUAGGCAAGCACACUGUGCUAUACCAGUAGGAGUCCUUGGGCAAGACUUCCAGCACUACAUUUGCCUGCCUCUGUAUCAUGAUUACAAUUGUAAAUCGCUCUGGAUAAGAGUAUCUGCCAAAUGCUGUAGAUGUUAUGCAAAUGAUGAGUGAUUGAGAAGAAAGUAUGAGCAACCAGCAAGAUCUGAGGUUUAACAGUGUAGCUGAAUGUGGGCUUAUUAUUAGGCAAGCAUCAGGCCACUGUUGCCAUUUUUAUGUGUUGUAACUGCUUAUUGUGAUUUUUAAGGUGUGUAUGACCUGAUUAAUGACUAUUAAACUCAUCUACCUUUAAAAGGGCAGUCUUAGUCUUAUUAGUGCUACCAAAUCUUGUCUAAUGACAAUAUCUCAAGCAUGAGGCAACAUAUUCAUAACCAUUUCAUGUAAUAACUUCUUGUGAUGUCACUUUUAGAGGCAUUAAACUCUUCAGACAUCUGGUUCAUAUCACCACCGCUGAAGUUUUUUUGGAAUGCCCCAUUUCAUAUCAAACCGCUCUGAAUUACCUUGUUUACAUUUUAAUAAGAAUUAGAAAUGUUGGUGGAAUUCCCCUUUAAUUUCCAAGCUUUCAUCAGAGACGAUGAUGAUAAUUGCCAGUGAGGGUUUGUACUAGGAUAAGGUCAACCGUUUGAUGCUACGCUUACUGUUUUAACUCUCUGGUAAUGUAAUAGCUCAAUGGGGGUUACAUGAACCAUGCUUCACUCACUGGCAAACUGCAUUGACAAUCAGGUUGAAUAUUCAUAGUGGAUCGAAGGAACGUUCAAGUAAGAACCAUUCAUUGCUGUGUUACAAAAGGCUGGCAACUUGUUUUAGGCCGGGGGGUGCUAAGAGUUUGCUUGUGCAAAAAAAAAAAGUGCCACUGAGGAACAAGCCAUGUGAAACAAUUUUGUUUGGCUUACUCAUUUACUGAUCUUUACUUGAAUUUCUAUUUUUUUCCCUGUUUGAAUUUGAUUAGUGGCAGUUUUGAUAAAAAGAACAAUAGGCAAUGCUACACUAUUAUCAGCACAGUCUGAAUCACUGCAGAAUGAUCUGUCUGGGUUCACUGCAGACAUGCUGUUGUCUGUCUUACCAGCAGAGGGAGCCAGAUACAAGAAAGUUAAGCUGGUAGGCUUGAAAAGAGCUCCUUGUUUGACUGUCUUUGCUGUGUGAUACUGCAUUUAUUUCACUUAAUCCCACUGCCUAAUACUUUGCAUUUAAAUGUAGUUUUAUUUAUUAGAUGAAUGCUGAUUGCAUUUGCUGAAUGUAGUUUACUGUUUUUAUGAAGUUCCGUUGCUGUCAUUUCUGUAGCCGUGCAAGACUGACCCAGGGAAUUAAAGACUUACUUAAGCUUU